UUCGUUAUGUCCCUUUAGCAAGUGGACGGCAAAAACGGCAUGUGAACAUUUUUGUUUGUUUUAUUUUCCACGGAUUUUCGAUCUAAAGGGAACCGACAUAUUGUGGAGACAUGUCUUUGAUGUUGUCGCGCUGCCUUUGUGGGGUUUUAUCCCGACAGGCUGCCUCGUCACGUUUGCUGUUUGAAGAACAUAAGCAUGCUGCACAGAGUCUGUGGUUUUCACCUGUGGUCACCCUGAAAACAUCCGCUCCAAUGAGAGCGGAGCCUUUAAAGAAGAAGAAAGUGGAUCCAAGGAGAGAGAUUAUGGUGAAAGAGCGAAUGAAGAAAAGGCUAAGGAAGCUGGAGAAGGUUCCACCUGAGUUAAUCCCCAUUGAGGACUUCGUCCCUCCCAUCCAACGUUUGAUUGAAAAAAAAGAGCGCGGUGCAACAGAAAUCUCAUUUGAAGAGAGUGAAAGACGAGCCCUCCUGCUCAAAGAGUGGGGUCGWUACAAACAGGAGCAGCACAGGGCUGAGAUGGAUGCCAUUAAACAUGCUUUGGAGGCACAGAGGCAGGCGCUGGAGGAGCUCAAGUUGGAGUCCGAAGAGCUGUACCAGGAAGCASUGAAGCCAGAUCCACUUCUGUUUCCGUUCACACAUGAAGGUCCUGUCUACACACCGCCCAUCCCAAAUUAUUAUCCUCCUGAUGGAAAAUAYAAUGACAUUACCAAAGUGUAUACUCAGUGAAAGGUGGGGAACAGCUGUGGGUGAAACCUGUAUUUUGUUUUCUUAUUAAUUUAGUGAACCAAGAUGAUGCCUGCCUGCAAAUAUAAGAAUAAAUUUCUUCUGUUAUUAA
Messenger RNA from Austrofundulus limnaeus, 831 nucleotides. It is a transcript of the gene mrpl40, whose product is annotated as mitochondrial ribosomal protein L40. The record is from RefSeq and is a predicted model, not a curated record. Gene Ontology annotation, cellular component: mitochondrial large ribosomal subunit; mitochondrial ribosome. NCBI's taxonomy places the organism in Eukaryota, Metazoa, Chordata, Actinopteri, Cyprinodontiformes, Rivulidae. The transcript is spliced from 5 exons. Bases 111 to 722 code for a protein of 203 amino acids.